Lytechinus pictus (painted urchin) is the source of this 6869-nucleotide messenger RNA. RefSeq lists its product as uncharacterized. Gene Ontology annotation, cellular component: MLL3/4 complex. The record is from RefSeq and is a predicted model, not a curated record. NCBI's taxonomy places the organism in Eukaryota, Metazoa, Echinodermata, Echinoidea, Temnopleuroida, Toxopneustidae. The coding region runs from base 466 to 2430 and encodes 654 amino acids. Gene Ontology annotation, molecular function: nuclear estrogen receptor binding. Gene Ontology annotation, biological process: positive regulation of cell cycle G1/S phase transition; positive regulation of intracellular estrogen receptor signaling pathway. The transcript is spliced from 5 exons.
AUGCGCAGCAUGUGUUGUCGGUGUUGUUAUUGCCGCCAAACUAUUGCCAUCUCAUGCAUACCGGUAUGUAAUUCUUUUGCACAUGUAUCCAGUUUGAAAAUUACGACAUUGUGAUAUAGUAAUUCGAAUUGUACAGGAGGUGUAUCACACUCUUUCAUAAUCGAUCGGUCCUCUCGAGGUUGCAGGUCAGCAGUGAGUCGAGCUGAGUAGUUGGUCUCCUGUAGCUGUACUUGGAUCUCCUUGCUUUGAUCUAACGUUUGCAAUUUGGCCUCCAUCAUAUCCAUGCUGAAACACAACGUUUAUACGUCGACAUGUUAAUGUUAUUGUUAGAUGUGAGAUGUGAGAUCAUCAUGACAUAGAUAGCCAGCCAGAAAGCCCAGAUCGCAACUAACGUUAGAGACGAUACAGACACAGUCACAAUUUUGUUUUAAAUGGUGAAUUAUUCAACUUGUCAGCCAGCUAAGAAUGUCUGAAGCAGUGAAGUCCCCUGGUACUCUUUCUCAAGAGCAGAAGAAGGAAGAAGAAAUGAAAUGUGAAAUGGCCCAGGAGAAAAGCACUUCUGAUGUAGGUGACAUAGAACAUAAGAAAGAAGCUGGUGUGAUGACAAACACACAAGAGAAGGCUGAGGCAAAUUUGUUAGAGAAGUCUAAAGCGAGUGGAACAAAUACAGAACAAGUUGCAACUCCAAAUGUCAAUCUAGAAAAAACAUCAACAGUGAAAAGUGAUUCUGGAAUGGUCCUUGGUACAGGUCCAAGCAUCACGGUUGAACCAAGUAUUCUUAGUGAUGGUGCAGGGGGCUCAAAGGUAAAAGAAACUCAAGGAGACACUGUCAGUGAAUUGCCUUCUGAAAGCACAUCUGGAGGCAGUACAGUACCUGUGAUUGCAAAGGACUCCACUGAUGAUAAAACUUUAGUGGUAAUUGAUAAGGUUCCAUUAGGUGAAAAGGUUGAAUCGAACAUAAGAACAGAUGCAGGGGAUACAGACAUAGAAUCUACAAAAUUAGAUGAAUUGAAAGGCAAAAACGCUCUUUCUUCACAUGUUGAGCUUUCAGGAUCAACCACAGAGUCUUUAGACGCGGCUUCAUCAAACCAACCCCUAUCGAGUGAAGAAGUACGUCCAGCAAAUGAUAUCGUCAGCAGUAAUUUAAAGACUAAUGAACUCCCAAUAUCAGAUGUGGAAAAGGAAAGACUGUUGACAACUGAACCAGGAAUUGGUCCUGAAAACAAGAAAGAUGCUGAUACAACUAGUGAUGCACAGAGAACAACUCCUGAAAUUCCUGUGGCCAACAAAACUGAUAAAAUGGAAAUUGAUAAUGAUCCCAGCUCUUUGACUAAUGUUGUUUCCAAUUGCAAUGUACAAAAGGAAAAGACUUUACCAGCUAUAGGAAAAAUUCAGGAGACAAACACUCCAAGUGAUGUUAGUGUGCAGAACAGUGUGGUUCAUCAUAGUGAGCAAAAACCAGAGACUUCAUUAUCACAUAGUUAUUUACCACGGAAAGAGUCAGCCAUGGCCAAUCUUCAUAAGAUGGAUGUAAUGCCACAUGAGGGAACAAGCUCGAAGGCUGUGCAUGAAAUAAUUGCUAUGAAUUAUGGAAGGUUGGACACAGAAAGGAUUGUUCCAACACCGGUGUCAUCAGACAGACUAAAUCUUGUUCAUUCAUCAGCUCCCUUGGUGGAAGGAGCCCCUGUUUCCUCUUCCAUUCAAACUACUGUUCCUUCAGAAAAAGACAGUCUUGUGUCUUUACCAGUCAAUGUAGAACAGUCUGAACCUGUUUCUCAGCCAGAUUUGUCAGUGCGUGCUCCUGAAUCUGUUCCAGCAGAUUCCAAGAUUGAGGUCCAGGAAUCUGUAGAUGAUUGGGAUAUAUCAGCAUCUGAUGAAGAGGAAGAUGACGGUGAAAGUCAAACAGAUGGUUUGGAGAAGAAGAAGAGAAAGAUUGUGAAGAGAGGUUACUGGGAGCCUCCUAUCGAUGUGAUUGUUGAUCUCUAUAAGAAGCUUGAUAAAGAUGGUAUCCUAGAACUGAGUUGGAAGUGUCCUGGAAGAAGACCUCCUAGUGAAGAAGGUGAUAAGGAAGAAGAGAAAGAACAGUUAGAAGAUGUACAAGAUGAGGAAGCCAUGGAGAUAUCUCAGGAGGAAGACCCCACAGAGUUUGAUUUUGACAUGGAUGUGGAAUUAGAUUCAUCGGUACAAAAGAUGACACCAAGAAGAAACAUAGGAGGAGGACAAGCCCAGGGUAGUGGUAAGAAGAGAGUAGCCAGGAUGGAUAAGGUCCUCAAUGAUAUCUUCAGACAUCGUAAGAUAGACACCACCACCAUGGUAGAUCCUGAGAAGAAAGAAAGCAAGGAAUCUGACCAAGCAAUGGAUACCACUACAUCCCCCAUCCUCACACCAAACAGACCUUCUGAUAAGUUUCACAUCCGUAGUGAUCUGUGAUUGUAAGUCUGUUGCAAUGGAUUGGCAAAGCUUCACAUCCGUAGUGAUCUGUGAUUGUAAGUCUAUUGCAAUGGAUGGGCCAAGUUUCACAUCCGUAGUGAUCUGUGAUAAGUCUAUUGCAAUGGAUGGGCCAAGUUUCACAUCCGUAGUGAUCUGUGAUUGUAAGUCUGUUGCAAUGGAUGGGCCAAGUUUCACAUCCGUAGUGAUCUCCCAUUGUAAGUCUGUUGCAAUGGAUGGGCCAAGUUUCACAUCCGUAGUGAUCUCUCAUUGUAAGUAUGUUGCAAUGGAUGGGCCAAGUUUCACAUCCGUAGUGAUCUCCCAUUGUAAGUCUAUUGCAAUGGAUGGGCCAAGUUUCAAAUCCGUAGUGAUAUGUGAUUGUAAGUCUAUUGCAAUGGAUGGGCCAAGUUUCACAUCCAUAGUGAUCUGUGAUUGUAAGUCUAUUGCAAUGGAAAGGCCAAGUUUAACAUCAGUAGGGAUCUGUGAAUGUAUUAAAGUCUAAUGGUAAGAUUACAAUUGAUGGGCCAAGUUUCACAUCUGUAGUGAUCUGUGAGUGUAAGUCUAAGGGUAAAAUGACUGUAAAGUGAAAAUUUGUUCACUUGUAGAUUCAUCAUGCACAUACUGUAACAUGUGCGGCUAUGUCAGUUUGUACUUUUUAAUCCCAAAUGACAGCAAACUAUUUAAGCACUUAUGCAAAACUUGUUAUUAGAAAAAGGGGGUGAACCAACGUAAAUUGUGAGUAUGGUAAUGUGCAAACAUCUGUUGCUUCUAUCCUCCUUCAAUCCUCCAUCAAGCUUAAAUGGCUCAUAUAUUUAUGUUUGAAAGCUUCAUUGUAGGAAAAGUUUACCCCUGACAUCGGUUUAUUUCAAUCAGAAAAGUACAAUAAAUGUAUUAUUGAAUGCUUGAUGAAAAUCUAUCAAAUAAUAAGAGAGUUAAUUCUAGUGAGAUCUCAUAUGAGCAGAACCCUAUGUGACAUGUUGUAUGACUUCAAUACAUUCCCAAUUUUUUAUGUAUUCAUAAUGAAAAUAUUUCUCUCUUAGAAUCAUGUAUGUGUCUAGUAAUAUAUUGAAUACAUGGGUGAACUCACUUUCGAUUUUUCUGAAAGAAAUGUAGAUUUCUAAAUAUUUAAUCAAAUGAUGUAUUGGGGUGCUACUCUCAUAUGACAUCACACACACAAAAUGAACCUUUAAUUUCAAAAUAUGCUCUUUGAAAGAGUUGUGCCAAACCAUCAAUGUUUUUUUCAAUUUUUCUUCAAACCGACAUGACAUCAGGAUAGAGCUCUCGUUCAAUAGAGUAGGAAUGUGUCAAAGAGACUUCAUUUUAACUGACUAUUUCUCUAUCAAGAAAGAUUUAUGUGGUGAUGAAAAUUGAUCAGAGUUUAGAGGAUAUGAAAUUGGUAUCGUAACGAUCGUGGGCUGACAAGUUACCAUAGUAACGAACGGACAGCUGCGCUUCUUUUCCAAUCAAAACCAAGGAAACACGUUGUUCAUCCUUCAGGAUAAAGAAAUACACACGAUAUGAAAAACUAAAGGAUAAUAUAUGAACAUAUUUCACAAUUUGCAACCAUUGGAAGGAUUACUUAUGUACAAAUAUAUAUGUAGAAGUUGUGGUAAAAAUACAGGUUUUGUAUGAAAAAUCAAGCAUUGUUCAUAAUUAGGGAGAAAUUUGGCAUCACCAUGGAAUUUGUCAACAAUCCAUUCAUUGCCAUUUAUUAAGUUAUUGCUAGUGACAUCUUUCCUCUCAUUGAAUUUGUACACAAAGUGAACCAACACGUGAGAAGGGAGGUGAAAAAUAAGGUCAGAUAUGGGAAUAAGCAAAUUAUUUGUCACUAAUGUUUCCUUAGAACAUGUAGGUCAUGUGUUGGACUGAAUGGUAUUGGUAUAACAGUGUAAAGCCUUUUCACAUCAUAUUCAUUUAGACUGCUUUGUGAGUGCUUUCUAUGAUUUUAUGAAAGGGGUACCACUGGCUGAAGUAAGAAAAAUCAUUAUAUAUAGAUAAAUAAGAGUAAAUUUCACUGAACAAAAAUAAUAAAAAUUUCAUCAAAAUUUAGUAAUAAAGAAAAAGUUUAGCAAUAUUUUGCAAAAACAGUUAUAUGCACGCUGUCACAAAUAUACAUGUAGGUGGGCUUAUGAUGUCAUGUCCCCAUUUUUGUAUUAUUACAUGAAAUCAUAAUUGUAUCCCCUGAACGGAGUUCGGAGGAUACUAUGGAUUUGGCCUCGCCGCCGCGUACGCCGCAGAGAUUUUCUUGUGAGCGCUCUAUCAGCUGCAUUUCUUCGAUCAUCUUCAAAUUUGGCAUGAAGGUUGAGUAUGGUAUAGCGAAGAAGCCUAUCGAUUUUGGUGUGGGCGGAGAUAUCGUUGCCAUGGUAACAAGAGUUUUUGUGGAAAUAGCAUAGAUGUCCUUGAGAGCGCUCUACUAGCUGCAUUUCUUCUCCGAUCAUCUUCAAAUGUGGCAUGAAGGUCCAUUCUGGUUAAGCAAAGCCACCUAUUGAUUUUGGUGUGGGCGGAGACAUCGUUGCCAUGGUAACAAGAGUUUUUGUGGAAAUAGCAGAGAUGUCCUUGUGAGCGCUCUACCAGCUGCAUUACUUCUCCGAUCAUCUUCAAAUGUGGCAUGAAGGUCCAUUAAAAAAGCAUAGCAGCCUAUUGAUUUUAGUGUGGGCAGAGACUUAGUUGCCAUGGUAACUAUUAUUUGUGGAAAUAGCAGAGAUGUCCUUGUGAGCGCUCUGCCAGCUGCAUUUCUUCUCUGAUCAUCUUCAAAUGUGGCAUGAAGGUCCAUUAUGGUAAAGCAAAGCCUCGGAUUGAUUUUGGUGUGGGCGGAGACUUCGUUGCCAUGGUAACAAGAGUUUUUGAGGAAAUAGCAGAGAUGUCUUUGUGAGCGCUCUACCAGCUGCAUUUCUUCUCCGAUCAUCUUCAAAUUUUUGAUGGGGGGUCUUAGGGUUAGGUUCAUAAAAAUAUCCAAAUUAUUCUAUAAUUGUAUUCUCCAACAGGUGAUACUGGACAAUACUUUAGGUUCUGCAGAGUCACGCUGCUAUGUCAUAUUAUUGUCAUCAAAUUAGGUACCCACAGGCAAAAUGUGGGCAGGGUCAUUGUCGCCAUGACAAUUGUAUUUAUUGUCAAAUUUCUGCGUGAGCUCUAUAUAUCGCAAUGACGGAUGACGCGGUGGGUUCUUGGGAUACAUGUGCUCGGCCACGCGACCCGCGAAGCAUCUCUAGUUAAAUUCAUAUUUUCAGACAUGUGUGUAUGAUAUGUCUCAUUGUAACAAAAUGUUGGGCAGUGAUCAUCUUACACAUUUAAACCAGUUGUCCAAUUUGUUUCAUUCUGUGAGGGCAAAAUACACCUUCAUAUGAUUAAAUACAAAAGAAUAAGUGGGGAUAUGUCAUCAGUUUGCUCACUGCAUAUUCAUGAAGAUGCAUACAGUUGUUUCACUGAAGCAACAAAAUAAUGGGAAACUUUAAAAUGUCAGGAUUUUGUUAUUGCCUGAGUUUGAUAAAAUUUUUAGUAUUUUUUCUAAUUUUACUUUUAUAUCAAAUCAUAUUAUAUUUUAGCCUAGAGUACCCCCUUUAACCCAAAUUUAUGUCUUUGCAUUUAAAUGUGUUGCAGGAAACUCCAUGAUAUUGCUGAUCACACCAAUAACUGUUGUAGUCUUUCUUGAAGCAACUCUUCAUCUAUGAAAUUACCGGAACAAAUACAUUAAUGCAUACACAGUUUCAAUAGGUGGAAGGCAACAUGAUUUCUGCACUUGCCUCUAGCUUGAGAUUUUAGAAAAGGCAAAUUUAAGCACUUUCAUAAGACAUAAAUUUCUUCUAAAUGGGUUCAACUUAGCUUCAGUUCCAUUUUAUCCUCUGGGGAUAUUCUUACUAUCAGCUGAGAUUUAAAGGGCAAAUCAAGUAAAAGUAGUUUCCAUGAAUCAGUGACAAUCACACCUGAAAUACAGUUGACAAUUUUGUUUCAAUAUUUUCUCCUUGUGUCUUAAGGUAUCCCUUUGAUUCUGUUAACAGUUUGGUACCCCCCCCCUCUCACCUUUCACAUAGACAGCCAAGAAACAUUUCAGUCGCCCCUCGUUUAUCUGACUUAAAUGGUGUUGAGAUCUUAUUAUUGCUUCAAUGAUUCAAUCAGUUUAUGGAUUAACUUUAUUUUGAGAUGGUGUAUAGUAGUACAUAUCACUAUUGUUAUCAUGUUCACUAACUCUGUGAUGUGUUGUAUUCAUUUCUUAACACAUUCCCGCCACUUGAAUGAUAAUACAUGGGUUUUGUGUUUGGCUAAAUAAACAAUUGAUUUUAAAGUAUAAUAUGUCAAGGUUUUAUUCUACAAGCCAUAUACCUUCAUGUUACACAAGUCGUGUACGUGCAUAAAAUGCCAAUAGAUUGAUUAAUUUGAAGAUGUAUUAUAAACUCAAUAAAUUGUAGUUAAUGCACUAGUUGUAUUAAUUUCUGAGUGUUCAGAGA